Pseudophryne corroboree (corroboree frog) is the source of this 3897-nucleotide messenger RNA. It is a transcript of the gene GOSR1, whose product is annotated as golgi SNAP receptor complex member 1. The coding region runs from base 110 to 862 and encodes 250 amino acids. Lineage: Eukaryota; Metazoa; Chordata; Amphibia; Anura; Myobatrachidae. Gene Ontology annotation, molecular function: SNAP receptor activity. The transcript is spliced from 9 exons. Gene Ontology annotation, cellular component: Golgi membrane; Golgi medial cisterna; SNARE complex. The record is from RefSeq and is a predicted model, not a curated record. Gene Ontology annotation, biological process: vesicle fusion; endoplasmic reticulum to Golgi vesicle-mediated transport.
UACAGCCGCUCAGCCCAUAUGUCAGUGGCUCGUCAUAGCGGCUUUCCAGCCCUGCUCAGUCUCCUCUCUAUCAGCGACUCGCCGGACCGGGUGACGUUGGACGACAAAGAUGGCCGCGGGGAGCAGUAACUACUGGGAAGACCUGAGGAAGCAGGCCAGGCAACUGGAGAAUGAGCUGGACCUCAAAUUAGUUUCUUUUAGCAAACUCUGUACAAGUUACACCCACAGCAACUCCAGAGAAGGAAGACGCGACAGGUAUAGUUCUGAUACAACACCGCUUCUAAAUGGAUCAAGUCAGGAUCACAUGUUUGAGACGAUGGCAUUUGAGAUUGAACAGCUUCUGGCCAAGCUUACCGGGAUUAAUGACAAAAUGGCUGAAUACAGCAGUACAGCUGGCGUGACCUCUAUAAAUGCUGCACUGAUGCACACAUUACAGAGACAUCGAGAUAUACUGCAGGAUUACACACAUGAAUUUCACAAAACAAAAGCCAAUUUCCAGGCAAUCCGAGAAAGAGAAGACCUCUUGGGAUCUGUACGAAAAGAUAUUGAAUCUUACAAAACGGGCUCCGGUGUUAACAACAGGAGAACGGAGCUGUUCUUGAAAGAACACGAGCACCUCCGAAGCUCUGAUCGUCUCAUAGAAGAAACUAUAAGUAUUGCAAUGGCUACUAAAGAAAACAUGACUUCACAGAGGGGUUUCUUGAAAUCCAUACAGAGCCGGAUGAAUACCCUGGCCAACCGUUUUCCUGCAGUUAACAGUCUUAUCCAGAGGAUUAACCUGAGGAAGCGCCGGGAUUCGCUCAUCCUGGGCUCUGUUAUCGGCAUUUGCACUAUCCUGCUGCUGCUCUAUGCUUUCCACUGACAGCCAACACAGACUCUGACGCAAACCAGAGGAGCAGCAGCAACCGCCGAGUGAAAAAACCAAUGAAAGUUGCAGUUCUUUACACACCACCUGUACAUAAGGGAGUUGGGGGUAUUGCAGAAAUAAUUUACAUUUUAUAUUGGCAAUCUUUAGUGCUGGCAGUAUCCAUUUGCUGACCAGUAGCUGUACAUACUCAUUGUCCUCUAGCUUUUCUCUGCAACCAUAAUGAAACUGAUUAAUAGCGAGGGGUUCAUAGGGGUCUGUGACUGGAAGCCUUGAAAUGGACCACUGAUCGUUUCUGAAAGCUAUAUGUAAUAUUCACAGAUAUAGAAACAAAAAAAAUGUUUUACACAAGACUGUGAUCAUAAGGAAGCAUCUUUAAUUAUACUCGCCAGACAUGGCUGCCAGUCUGGAUACAUGUACUGUAUGUAGCUAGAAAGGACAGUUCUUAGUGUAUGACUGAGUUACGCAUAAUGUAAAACAAUACAGCAUACUGUAUCUGUCACCUCCACACAGCCAUUUUGUAGACUGAACCAGUCUUCACCCAAUCCAUUCACUUUGAAAUAGUGAUUUCACUGAGGGUGAAGGCACAAAAUGGCUACCCCUACUGUGUGUGUGGUAUGGAAACUUCAUCAUAUACAUUUUGGGAACCUGGAUUGUUUUGGUUUGGGUCUCCUUAAUGUUUUGGUAAAGCAACAGCUAUUGGUUAUUGCCAAACAUCUUGUGUUUGGUAGUGCUUUACAGAAGAAAAAAUAUACAGUAUACAUCUAUGUUUUUAAUUAAAAAAAAUAUUAUUUUCUCAUUAUUCAGCCAAUAUAAUUUCUAAAUCUAAAAAUAGUUGUGUUUUUAGCUGCAGUUACCAAUUAUGGCCCAUCUUAGGACAAAAACCUAUCAAAUAAAUAACAUUUUCAAGCAAAGGAAACAGUAACCACUUUGCGAUUUGGUUUUAGUCCUGUCUGUAACAAUGAAUGCCUCUGCCAGACAUACAGUGAUGUGAACGGCAGUUUUACAGGCACACGCACUGUUGCUACACCCUGGAACACGCACUAUUUCUGCACAGCGCCAGCACUUCCCAGAAUGCCAGUAGAGCAUUUACACAUGUAUAGGAAACAUGAUCUUAAAUUAUUUGUUUGGGGUUUGUUUGGCGUUUUUUUUUUUUUUUUUCUUUUGUUUUUUUUUCCCUAAAUGUAAUUAUUGUUUUCAAACCUGACUGUAUAUACAAAUAUUGUGUAACAAUAUACACACUGAGGCUUCACAAUGGCUACUUGUGUUUACACUGCAGCAUAGUGCCCAGAUACUUAACAAAUUUAGCCGAUUAUUUCUGUAGAGUGGGAAGUUUUUAAGAGCUUUCUACUGAGCUGUAAAAAAUGUAAUUGGGAUACAGGAGAAAUCAAUUUUUAUUAGCUCUGCUUUAAAUUGCACUUCCUGUUCUGUCAGUUUGGUGAUAAUUGAGUUAGUAAAUACCUACCAUUGAUUUUUGAAAUCUCCAACUAUGGACAUUCUGUCACCAAAAUCUCCAAACUGCCUAGCUGUAUGUCCUUUUUUUGACAAGUGUUAGAGCUUCCAGCUUCAAGUUUACCCUGACAGAACACUAUAAAACAAUGAAAGGAUUUUCGUGAGCUCUAAUGUUGUUGCCUAAUGGAUACAGAGGCAGUCUGCAUGUGUGAUGUGGCUGUAACUCCCAUGACAAGCAGACAGUGACUAUUCAGGUCACUACAGAAAUAUCACAGCCAGUGGCUGACUGCAUGCAGUGGGAAUUAUAGUUCAAGAAGAUCUGCAGGUUGUCUGGCUCUGAUCUAGUCUAUUAUUUAAAGUCCAUCUGUCCCCUUAAGCUGAACCAAUAUUGACUGCAGCCAGGGAAUUCACUUGUUCGUACAGAAUGGGUAGUCUGCUUUUUCUUUUCUUUUUUUUCAUGUUCAGCCAACAAAAUGGCUACUUGCACUGUGUGCAGGAGACAGGUUCACUGUUGAAUCUCAAAUGGAGGCAUUCAAAGAGGAACUAAACUUGCAUAUGUCUAAAUGGUUCAUUUUAGCUUUCAGUGUCUUUCUAAAAAGAAUGAGUAAGAGAGAAAUUUGCCCAUGAGAGAUGUGGAUUGUUUGAAAAAUAAAAAGUUCUUAUAUAUGAGACAUUUAGAUAGAAAACUCCUCAGAUAAGUGAUGAUGGAACACUAUGAGGACCAUACAGUAAGUACUCACGGACUUUAAAUACUGGAUGGACCAAAAUUGUUUCACGCUGCAUUGCAAGUCCAUGGCACGAGUACAGACAGUUCAGUCUUCUUGCUGAUAACUAUUCUGAGGGCCUACAACUAGCAAUCCAUUUGUGUCAAUGUUUUAAAUGCUUUUAGUAGAAAUACAAAGAAAAUCUUCCACCUGGUUAUAAAUUAUGUUUCCCAACUAAAUGUUUCUAUCAGUUUAACUGGAAUGAUUGUCACUCAUUUUGCUCAUGUCUGUUUCCAUUCCUCCCCUGGCAUUCUACUUUUCCUUUCGUUUUGUUCGAAGUGACUCAUGCAGUUCUUGGUGUUCAUAUUAUAAUUAUAUAUUAGCAGAUUCCAGCACCACUCAGUGAAAACCAGUUGUGGUUUUGCAGUGACUGGUGCCAGAUUCUGAUGUAAUGUAUACCAGAUUUAUGUACUGGAUUACCCUAUUACGCUGCAUAUAAACAAUAUUUAAGGUGGAGGACCUCUUUAUGUGUGUAUGAACAAUUUACCGUACAUCCCAGAAAAUCCAGAGAUUAGUCUGCUCUUUCUGUAUGUGUGCUCUCCUUGAGAAUGUGAGAACCCUAAUUUAUUCAACAACCCAGUUGUAAAGUGGUGACCUUAUUGAAGGCUAUCCAAACCCAAAGCGCCCACCUGUAUAUAACCUUUCCCUUCUAAUGGCACUUUCUUAUUUUGCUUUACAAAUAGCUCAUUGAAACAAAUUAUAUUUUAUUGCUCUUGUAAUUAUUUUCUCAUUUCUGCACCUAAUGUGCAAUUCCUGUCUGUAAUAAAGAAAAAAGCUUUGUUAUGUAAUUUAAUAAUAAAUUAGUAUUAUACAUGA